AUGUUAACAAUACUUCAUUUUGAUUGUUAAAUCUCUUCAGUAUCACAUAUAUUUACUCUCUAUGAUGAUUCGAUUGAAAUUAAAGGCCCAUAAUUUCUCAUGGAAAUAGCUAUUAAUUACAAGAUCAAAAUAAGAUGGGAAAUAUCUGAUAAAAGAAUAUUGUCACUUCAAAUUAAGGAUUUACUCAUUCUUGCAAAUUAAGAUGAUCUUAUUCAAUUAAAAUAACACCUUGAUGGAAGAGUAAUAUACUUAGGAAUAUAAAAUAUUUAUGAAACCAUGGAAUUACUUUCAGCCAAAGAAAAUAGUAAAGUAGCUUUCUAACUUUUAUUAAGGUUUGUCAACUUGAGGAAAGGUUCACAAAAGCCUGCGUUUGUUGUAAAGCCAUGCGUAAAGAUGCUUAUGAAAUAGAACAAUUACAUCAAUAAAUAUUGAUAUUGUAUAAGUUAUAACAAUAUUCAUGCUUUCCCAAGAUUUAUGAAGUAUAUGAAUCAAAAACUCAUAUCUACAUAGUUUAAGAAUUAAUGUUUAAACAUUUAAGCGUAGAUCUAAUGCAUGAAGAAAUUUAAAUAAUUAUAUACGUAUUAAUUAUUGAUAUAAUGAAGGAAUUAUUAAAGAUUAUUAAAAUAUUGAUAGAGAAUAAAAUUUAUUACUCAAAGAUAAAGUUAUCGAAUUUAAUGUUAGAUAAGAAAGGUAAUCUAAAAUUAGUUGGAUUUUGUUGUGCUUAAUAAACAAAUGAAAUAGAUGUUGAAAAUUACUUAGCUAACAUUGGAAAUAUCAUGAUGAAUCUGUAUUUCUUAAAAUAUUGAUACUUAGGUAUGGUGUCAAUGAUAGUUUUAAUUCUCUUCCAAUCAUUGCUGAUAAGGGAAAUGAAUUUAUUGUAGGUUUAAUGAAUCCUAAUCGUGAUUAUAGAUUUAGUUAUGAAGAUGCCAUGAAACAUGAAUAUAUUACAAAUAUAUUUUGUGAAACGAACUUAAUAAUCAAGAAAUCUCCAAAUCCAAAAUUAAUUACAGAGGUCACAGAAUCUUUAACUUUAUACUCUAGGAAUGGUUCUUACUUUAAAAAAUAAUAAUGA
Messenger RNA from Paramecium sonneborni, 1072 nucleotides. The record is from the annotation of a GenBank genome assembly. Lineage: Eukaryota; Ciliophora; Oligohymenophorea; Peniculida; Parameciidae.